UACAAGUUCAUUGACAAUGAAAUCAUCGCCAUCAAAAGCUCCUAAGGCCAGUUUGAACAACAUCCUCAUUACACACUCUCCUGUGCCACAGGAGGAGCAUUCGAUGUCCUAAAGAUUCAACUUUCCACCAAUGAAGACGCUUCUGAAUUCAACCUCGGAGCUUCAUCCUCUCACGGCGACGACGUCUUUGCACGUGGAAAUCGACCGUUGCAAGCUUAUCCCCUUCUCUUGUUCAUCCCUUCGCGCCUCCCCAUGUCGCUCACUCCCUUCAAAACCCCUCAUUCUUUCUCGGGCCACCUCUAAUUUCGGCCAAAUGGGUCUGUUCCUGGACGGCUCGAAAGCUAAAGGCACCUUUUGGUUUCGCCGUAAAGGCGUCGUCUCGCCCCAUCAACGAUUCAUUAUUGCUGUAGCUCAAGCCCAGCCGGAUAGACUUGACGAUGAUAAUGCCGAACAGGAAGUUGAUAAAGGCCAAACAACAUCGAUGAGUAUGGAUACGGCUUCAGAGAGCCAACAGAAAUCAAGUCAAUUAAAAAAGAGAAUUGUUUUUGGACUUGGAAUAGGACUUAGUGUUGGGGCUGUAGUCUUGGCUGGAGGAUGGCUUUUCACUGUGGCUUUUGCUGCUGCCAUCUUUGUUGGUUCUCGAGAGUAUUUUGAAUUGGUUAGAAGUCGUGGAAUGACUUCAGGAAUGACUCCUCCUCCACGAUAUGUUUCGCGAACCUGCUCUGUCAUUUGUGCUUUCAUGCCUAUUCUCACCUUGUAUUUUGGCCAUAUUGAUGUUUCUGUGACAUUAGCUGCCUUUGUUGUAGCUAUGGCACUACUUUUACAGAGAGGAAAUCCUCGUUUUUCACAGCUCAGUAGUACCAUGUUUGGGCUAUUUUAUUGUGGAUAUCUUCCUUGUUUCUGGGUCAAGCUUCGAUGCGGCCUGGCAGCGCCAGCCCUAAACACUACAAUCGGAGCGUCAUGGCCUAUUCUUCUUGGUGGGCCAACUCACUGGACAAUUGGUCUUGUUGCAACCUUAAUCUCUAUCAGUAGCAUCAUUGCAGCUGACACGUAUGCAUUUGUGGGUGGCAAGGCAUUUGGUAGGACACCACUAAUUAGUGUUAGUCCAAAGAAGACAUGGGAGGGAACAAUUGCAGGCUUGGGUGGUUGUAUAGCCACUUCUGUUGUUUUAUCAAAAAUUCUUUGCUGGCCUAAAUCCAUGCUGAGUGCAAUAGCGUUUGGGUUUCUCAAUUUCAUCGGGUCUGUUUUUGGUGAUCUUACUGAAUCAAUGAUAAAACGUGAUGCGGGUGUAAAAGACUCUGGAUCUCUUAUACCUGGACAUGGAGGAAUACUAGAUAGGGUAGACAGUUAUCUUUUUACUGGUGCACUUGCUUACUCUUUUGUCAAAAUCUUUCUGCCACUUUAUGGAGUUUGAUUCAAAUAACAAUCACCAAGAAUCAAAGUUUCAUCAGAAGAAUUUUUUGGGGUUUUCUCAUUUCGAUGGCUGCAGCAGACAGAACAAUUAGUCAAAUAAACUAGAAGCUUGGAUGAAAUAUCUCUCCCUCUAAAAAAUAAAUAUAUAUGCACCAGCAAUUGGCAUAAAUCAAUCUCAUCCUAGAAAAGCAUUUUCUUAUAUCCUUUCUUGCCUGAGGGGGAAUUUGGUGACAAGGUUUUCAACUCCACCUGACAGAAUGUCGAAGAGAUCUCUUUAUGGACCGGGAGGAGAAUGCUCGCUUAUAGCAAAGAUUAACCAGAGCCAGAGGUCAGUUUGUUGAUAUAUACAGUAGCCAAUAAUAACUGAAAAGGCUAGUCUAGUCUACAUUUUCAUUAUCUCUUUUCUCGUUGGAAUUCUUCAAUAAAAUCUUCUUUGUUUGUUA
Molecule: messenger RNA, 1856 nt
Organism: Cannabis sativa
Lineage: Eukaryota; Viridiplantae; Streptophyta; Magnoliopsida; Rosales; Cannabaceae
Product: phosphatidate cytidylyltransferase 4, chloroplastic
Exons: 7
Coding region: 131-1414 (427 amino acids)
Cellular component (GO): membrane
Molecular function (GO): transferase activity, transferring phosphorus-containing groups
Source: RefSeq, a predicted model, not a curated record